UUAUUUUUCAUUAAUUAAUCUUUCCAAAAAAAUUAAUUCAUUAAUCAGCCAGUGGCAAAUUCUAAGUGGAACUGUCGGAAGGGCGAGGCAGAAAUCUCAGAAUACUUGAAAAUAAUCAAGAGACUCGAUUCCGGCCUACGUCCGAAGUCGUCGAUCCAAGGAGAACACGAGGCAGGCAUCUAGCAUAGCUGAAUUAAAGUUUGCAGUUCCGAAUCCUUAAAAUCGAGAGGAUUGUUUAGGUUUUCGUGCACUCUUUUGUUAUUCUGACUGGGAUAUCAUACUUAGAGCACGAGCAGAAGGCAACCAUGACCGAUUAUGUUCAGGAGCAAGAGAUGGAAAUUGAAGCAUUAGAAGCUAUCCUUAUGGAUGACUUCAAGGAACUUCACACGGGUGAAAGUGGACUGAACACAUCCAGAAGAUGCUUUCAGAUUGCUAUAUCCCCUCAGGAGGAGGAGGAGGCAGAUGAACCUACAAACUCAUCAGUUAGGCUUGCUUUGAUUUUCUCACACACUGAAAGGUAUCCUGAUGAGCCCCCACUUUUGGAUGUCCAAAGUUUAAAGGGAAUUCAAGGCGGAGACCUUAAAAUUUUGAAAGAAAAGCUUCAACAAGAGGCAACUGAUAAUCUUGGUAUGGCAAUGAUCUUUACAUUGGUCACAUCAGCAAAAGAGUGGUUAUCUGAACUAUUUUCCAAGGAUGCUAAUGAUGAAAAUGCUGGAGAAGCUGAAGUUGCGAAAGAUGAGAUAGUUGUGCCUCAUGGAGAACCGGUGACCAUUGAAACAUUCUUGGCAUGGAGGGAAAGAUUUGAGGCAGAACAGGCCCUCGAAAGAGCCAAGUUAAUGCCAGAUUCAGCACUUUCAGCACCCAAGGAGAAAAAGCUGACAGGCAGACACUGGUUUGAAAGUGGAAGGGCAUCUGCGAAGGGCGCAACGGCUGUCGCUGCUGAAGAGUCUGAUGAAGGUGAAGAGGAUAUUGAUUUUGAUGAUGAAGACUUUGAAGUGGACGAGGAUGACAUGCUCGAGCAUUAUCUUGCUGAGAAAACAGUAUCAUCCUCCCAUUCGUGAUUUGUGAUUGUUGACCAGUUAUCAUGUAUUGCUCUAAAAACUCUCCAAUUCUUUUGGGGCAAGUUUUUCAGCUGGUAACACUCUGGUUCUAAAGCUACAUUAUUUAGAGAGAGGUUUGGGGACUCAUCCUUGACAUUCCUUCAUUUUGAAUUUUGAUAAUUGUAAUAUUCAUUAAGAAUAUUGAAGAUCAAGCAGUCGCAUAUAUAUCGGCAUAUAUCAGUGUUGCACAAUUUAUUUAUGAUUUGUUUAGGAGGUAAAAAAUAUCCCAAUUGUACUUGCGUUUGACAACUGACCAGUAGAGGAAGAAAUUUGCUCCCAUAGUCGUCAAAGCAGAGGUGCAUAUUUGAGUUGUUCCACUUCCACACGUUGAUGAACAUCUCUUCAUGUAUUAACUAAUUAACAAGUGAAUUUCUGCUUAUAUUUUUAUUUGAAACAAUUACAUAUUUAUAACUAAAAUAAAAGUUAUUUAUAAGAAUAUGAUAUCCUAAUUUCUAAGUAU
This is a messenger RNA of Cuscuta europaea, 1560 nucleotides long. Lineage: Eukaryota; Viridiplantae; Streptophyta; Magnoliopsida; Solanales; Convolvulaceae. The record is from the annotation of a GenBank genome assembly.